Molecule: messenger RNA, 1009 nt
Organism: Cydia fagiglandana
Lineage: Eukaryota; Metazoa; Arthropoda; Insecta; Lepidoptera; Tortricidae
Exons: 1
Coding region: 17-1009 (330 amino acids)
Molecular function (GO): hexosaminidase activity
Source: RefSeq, a predicted model, not a curated record
GUUAACUCAGCACAUCAUGUUCCUUACCAAGACUAUCCACGCCCUUAGUCCAGAAACCACCGUUCUCAUCUGGGACGACAUGUACAGAGAUGUCACACCUAUGGAUUGCAGCAACAUCAUCUUAACUGACUUUGAAGUCGUGCAAUGGGACUACACUGCAAAACCUCAUGAAGAUUUGCACAUCAAUAUGUACAAGUAUGGCCGGAUGUUCGAUAAUCUCUGGAUAGCGACGGCUUUUAAAGGAGCUGAUGGAAGGAAAAGGAUACUCCCUGAUCUUAAUAUGAGAUUUUACAACCACAUCCAUUGGCUCGACUUUAUAUUUGAUUACGGCACUCUGAAGAAAUUGUAUAAUAUUAAAGGUAUCAUACUCACAGGCUGGUCAAGAUAUGACCAUGAUUCGCCAUUAUGUGAAAUUCUUCCAGCUUCAAUACCGAGUUUAAUUAUUAAUUUGAUCCUUAUCCAAAAGUAUACAAGUGGAAUUGUCGUUGAGAAUACGAAAGACUUGGAUGAUUUCAUUGAUGAACAUAUAGAAAAUAAUUUAGACUCUAGCCUUCAAUGUCAGAAUCGCAGCGAGCGUUUUUUGGAUAAAUUUGAUUCAAAAGCGUGUCAUUAUGAGGAGUCUGAUCUCUAUACUACACUUGAACGUCUUAAUAAUAUGACAUCAAUCGUAUAUUCUAUAUUGGAUGAUUAUGCUUACAAAUACUUGAUUUUAAAAAAGAAUGCCUCCAUUGGUGAAGAAUCGGUGAUAGAAUAUGAGUACGUUGAUGGAGUUCAAACUCAAAUAGAAACGUGUAGAAGAAUUUUUUUCGAACUUGUGACUAUUGAAACAGAAAUUAUUGGAUUACUAUCAGUUUAUUUUGAGAAUGAUGUAAUAUUAGAAUAUGUUCGAUCAAAGAUACGUCUUAUGCAGAGAAACAUUCAAGGAUUGUUCGGAUUUUGGCAUUAUAAGAAUUUAACGUCCACAAUUAGUCUUGAUAAUAUUCAGAACCACAAUAAAUUACUUACAUAA